AUGACCAGCAUAGAUGAGCUUUUCAAGAAACCUACUUCAGCAGCCAGCGCGAAGCGCAAACUGGACGCUACCACGGAUCCAAAUGAACUCUACAAGGCCGCCAAAUUAGAUGCGAACGGCGAUGUGAAAUCCAAGGGGAAGGAGCCAAUGGUUGAAGAUGAGAACGAAAAUGAUGGUGAAGCUGGUCCAGAACUACCUCCAGACUUCGAUGCCGAGGAUAUCCCAGACGAUGAGGAAGGGCGCUUUUUCGGAGGCGGCAUGGAGCGCCAGACGGCUCAGGCGAUGCAAUAUAUUGACCAGCAGGAUGAAGGGGAUGUCGCGCCCGAGAAAUUCGAUGCCGCAUGGCUGCGACGAUUUGCUCUCAAUUUCGAAAAAAAGAUAUCGAAAAAUGCCGAGUUGCGCGGAAAAUAUGAGAAUGACCCACAAAAGUUCAUGGCCUCGGAAGCCGAUCUAGACAGCGAAAUAAAGGGACUAUCCAUUCUCUCAGAGCACCCCGAAUUAUACGCGGAGUUUUCAGAGUUGGGCUGUGUAGGCUCUCUGAUCUCUUUACUCUCGCACGAAAACGCUGAUAUUGCCAUUGAUGCGAUCCAAAUCAUCAGUGAGCUAACCGACGAAGAUGUUGAAGCCGAGCAAGAACAAUGGGAUACAUUGGUAAAUGCAAUGUUGGAUGCCGAUCUUAUCGAACUAUUAGCCCAGAACUUGUCACGGUUGGAUGAAGGGUCUGAUGUCGACAGAGCAGGGGUUUACUAUGUGCUGAGUGUUUUAGAGAACCUUGCGUCACAAACGUUGCAUGCAGAGAAGCUAGGCGAUGAUUCAAAUUUGCUUCCAUGGCUCCUGGCUCGCAUACAGAAGAAGGAAAGACCGGUAAGUCAAAACCAGCAAUACUCAGCUGAAAUAUUAGCCAUCAUAUUGCAGUCGUCUUCCAAGACGCGAAACAAAUUUAUUGGCCUCGAGGGCGUCGAUGUCCUUCUUCAACUGCUCAGCCAGUACCGUAAGCGCGAUCCUGCAAAGGAUUCAGACGAGGAAGAAUUCGUGGAGAACCUGUUCGACUGCUUGAUCUGUCUCGUCGAUGAAGAUUCCGGAAAGGAAAAGUUUCUUGAAGGCGAAGGGAUUGAACUUGCGCAAAUCAUGUUGAAGGAAGGAAAGUUCAGCAAACCGCGCGCUUUGCGAGUCUUGGACCAUGCCCUAGGUGGACUGGGUGGCAGGCCCGCGUGCGAAAGGUUUGUCGAAGCAGCAUGCUUAAGAACAGCGUUUGGGAUGUUCAUGAAGAAGCAAGAAAAUCAAACGAUAGAACAUUUACUGGGUAUCUUUGCUUCGCUUCUGCGCCUCCUACCGGGAGGUUCAGCAGCCCGUAUCCGUACUCUUGCUAAAUUCAUGGAAAAAGAUUAUGAGAAGAUUGAGAAGUUAGUCAAGCUGAGGCGCGAUUAUGCGUCGAGGGUAACGCCAGUUGAACAAGCUAUCGAGAAAGAACGGAAGAAUUUCACUGAAGAGGAACGGGAGGUGAUGGCAGUGGAAUGGCUCUCUCGGCGAUUUGAUGCUGGUCUAUUCUCCCUCCAGCUCAUCGAUGUAAUACUGGCGUGGCUCGUGGCAGAAGAUGACGGCGCUAAAAAGAAGAUCAUGUCCCUUUUGGCGGACCGCGACGAAGGCCUUUCUCUUAUCCAGGGCACAUUGAAAGAACAAGUUGAAGGGCUUUCGGAUGAUGAUCCCGGACAGAGAGAUCAUAAGGAAAUGCUUGAGACUCUUUUACAGUUCUUAUAA
Messenger RNA from Aspergillus bombycis, 1758 nucleotides. RefSeq names its product beta-catenin-like protein 1. Lineage: Eukaryota; Fungi; Ascomycota; Eurotiomycetes; Eurotiales; Aspergillaceae. The record is from RefSeq and is a predicted model, not a curated record. Bases 1 to 1758 code for a protein of 585 amino acids. Gene Ontology annotation, cellular component: spliceosomal complex. The transcript has 10 exons.